Messenger RNA from Elgaria multicarinata webbii, 1592 nucleotides. Its product is annotated as dehydrogenase/reductase SDR family member 4-like. NCBI's taxonomy places the organism in Eukaryota, Metazoa, Chordata, Lepidosauria, Squamata, Anguidae. The record is from RefSeq and is a predicted model, not a curated record. Gene Ontology annotation, molecular function: carbonyl reductase (NADPH) activity. The coding region runs from base 131 to 976 and encodes 281 amino acids. The transcript has 9 exons.
CUCCCCCCCUUCGCCGCUCCGCUUCGACUUUGCUUCCUGUUUUCUCUCCCCACGGUGGAGUGGAGAUCCGAAAGAAGCAUUCCUGGACCCAGGGGACAGAAUCCAGCGGAGGCGUGACCACUGGACUAGCAUGUUGAGAGCCUUGGCCAGCACUUUCCCGCACUCCAAGCAAGCCGCCAGCCGCCUCAUCCGGAUGAACAGCACCGGUGCCACGGCGCGGGGGACCCUCGCCGACAAGGUGGCCUUGGUGACCGCCUCCACCGAGGGAAUUGGCUUCGCCAUUGCCCAGCGUCUGGCCCAGGACGGCGCGCAUGUGGUGGUGAGCAGUCGAAAACAAGCCAACGUGGACCGGGCUGUGGCCGAGCUCCGAGCGAAGGAUCUGAGCGUGUCGGGGUUGGUGUGCCAUGUGGGGAAGGCCGAAGACAGGCAGCAUCUCAUCGAUACGGCCCUUGAGCGCCACGGAGGAAUUGAUAUCUUGGUAUCCAAUGCAGCCGUGAACCCCUUUUUCGGCAGUACUCUUGAUGCUACUGAAGACGUCUGGGACAAAAUCCUGGAUAUCAACGUCAAAGCCACGGCCCUGCUGAUCAAACUGGUUGUACCUCACAUGGCGAAGAGGGGAGGCGGCUCCAUCGUUAUCGUCUCGUCCAUCGCUGCGUAUUCCCCGUUUCCGGGCUUGGGACCCUAUAACGUCAGCAAGACGGCUCUUCUGGGCCUCACCCGCACCCUGGCAACCGAACUGGCCCCCAGCAAUGUCCGCAUCAACAAUCUGGCGCCCGGCCUGAUCCGCACCAAGUUCAGCUCAGUGCUCUGGCAGGACAAAGCCAUGGAGGACAAGUUGAUGGAGACCAUGAGGAUUCAGAGGCUCGGUGUCCCGUCUGACUGUUCUGGAAUAGUUUCCUUCCUGUGUUCCCCGGAUGCCAGCUAUAUCACCGGAGAGACCAUGGUGGUCGCAGGAGGCUCUCCAUCCCGUCUCUGAUGGGGGUCUACCCUGCCUUCUUGCCUGACUAUAUGGAUGGACAGAGGGAUUGUGGCUGAAUGCCCUCCCCUACCCCAGGGACACGACAGAGGGACAUUGGUGCGGAAGGGUAUCAUAGUGACCAACAGACAUCUGUGUAGUUUGCUGAGAUGCUUGGUUUGGGUAUGGGGUGUGGCUCCCCUGAGAAGAGGUGAUGGGGCAAGACGGAGAGGUCCCUCCAAGAAGAUAUAAAGGGGUCGGGCAGAGGGGAAUACGUGUGCGUCAGGCUGAAUUUCAGUGACCCCUUUACACACCAAGAGAAUAUGCAUGCCUUCCAGGUCCAUUGGGAAGAGCUCGGCUCGUGGGGUUCUUCUUUCAAUGGGGGCAGAGCCAAACCCAUCAAAUUGUUAGCUGGCUACUUGCUGCUGGUAGAGGGGGGAGCUUUGGGGAAGGGGGAAUAGGGCAUUAAUUGGAUAGCGAGGGGAGCAAUUGGGGGUGAGGUUAUGGAUUUUUCCACGGAAAAACAGGUGCCGAAAGUUUUUUGGGGGUGCAGGUGCGCCUGCAGUAAUAGCAUCUCUAUGUCAUUUCUCAGUGCCUUCUAAUUUGGACGAAAAUAAAGGUGUGUCUCUGACUGAAA